AUUCUUCUAUAAUGAAGACUGCUCCCUUUGCCUUGUCCUUUGCUCGGAAUUAGUUCGACAUGCUCAAAACCUAUCAGCGAUAUAUGAUCAUAGUAGCGAACUCUACAUGAACGCUACAAGUAGAUGCGUCGCGGAAUACUUUUCUCCACAGAGCUAACCACCUGAUUACCUUUUUAUUAUACAUUCCCAGGCACUUUAACAAUUCAAAAGUCUCGAUUGCGGUCCAGUCAACAGUUUCUGGAAUUGGGGAAGCACCAAUCCUUCUGCAUGUAUCGCUAGAUUCUUGCGGUUUUGAUAAGCUUACCUGUCAUCACGAGAUUGAUUCGUAGCAUAGUCUGUAUGUGUGCGAAACAUGGAUCAGUCAUAUUCCAGAGUGGGUAUACACUAAAUAAUACUCAAUUAUACCCUUCUUUAUAAUCAGGGAGCGCGUCAUGUGGACAUGACUUGUUCGGAUGUCGAUCAGAACGUUUCAAAAGUGAGGCUUGAACUUUCGAACUGUCUCAUGAUCUGUGUUAUAGGCUACUCCGAACGCUGUAUGAAUCGGAAUUUACUAACACACACACACACACACAUCUGGGCUCGCCGUCGGGCGCGAUGGCUCCAGAGGCACAUUAUCAAAGCCGAAGAGGGUAUCUUGAAUAUGUUGAAAUCAUUGAAAUUUCCAUAAUCUAAGUAUGCAAAAUAGAGAUGCAAAAACAGCAACAAGCUAUCACACACUCUCUCUUUUACGAGAAAAAGUGGGAAAUGUGUAUACAAAGAAGCGAAAGCAUCCAAACAACAUCAACCAACCCGGGACAAUCCCCUCGCGACCUACACC
Messenger RNA from Periconia digitata, 817 nucleotides. NCBI's taxonomy places the organism in Eukaryota, Fungi, Ascomycota, Dothideomycetes, Pleosporales, Periconiaceae. The record is from the annotation of a GenBank genome assembly.